This is a messenger RNA of Gossypium arboreum, 967 nucleotides long. Its product is annotated as auxin-responsive protein SAUR32-like. The record is from RefSeq and is a predicted model, not a curated record. The coding region runs from base 499 to 810 and encodes 103 amino acids. Lineage: Eukaryota; Viridiplantae; Streptophyta; Magnoliopsida; Malvales; Malvaceae. Gene Ontology annotation, biological process: response to auxin. The transcript has a single exon.
AACACAAUAAAGCAACAGAGGUAGAAGGUGCUUAGUGUUUUCCAAAUACCCCAACAGAUACUCUAUAAUAUAACUAUGAAUAUUACCUACAAGAAGCCACUUAUACAGAUAUGGAAAUGGAAGGAGUAAGAUUAUUAGGUCGACAUCAGUUCCACUUGUAUGGUGGGUCAAAUACUCCUCUCCAACCAUUAUGCUUUUUUUUUUUUUACAACAAAAAUCCCACCUCCAACCAACUUGCAGGAUUCUGGAGAAAGAAAAAAGGAAACCAAAAAGAACCCAAAUUCAUGAUUGUUCCGUAUAAAGUGGUACUAACUCGUAUUUCUUAAUUUUUUAUUACUACUCAAAGAGGGUAUGUGUAAAACCCAACCAUAAUGUUCCAUUUAGCUGUGUCUGUGUGGUAUAAAUACAUAUAAGCACGCACUUGCAAGUUGCAAGCCUCAGCUUUGCGGGAAAAAUAAGCAAAGUCCAGAGUCGUUUAGAAAAAGAACAGUAGAGAAAAUGGAGAAGGCAAAGGGGAAGGUGAAGAAAGGGUGGCUUGCAGUGGAGGUAGGAUUAGAAGAGGAGGAUGAACAACAUGGUUUUCAGCGAUUUGUGAUUCCUAUAUCUUACCUUUACCAUCCACUUUUCAAGCAGCUGUUGGACAAGGCUUAUGAGGUCUACGGCUACCACACCAAGGGACCUUUGAAGCUGCCAUGUUCCGUCGAUGAUUUUCUUAAUCUCAAGUGGCAAAUAGAGAAAGAGUCCAACCAUCACCACCACCAUCACCAUCACCAUCAUCUUCCUCUUACUUUACCCUUCCACUCUUGUUGAAAUAUUUCAUCAUCAAAACAAACACAUACUGAUACACUUACGCUUUGAUUUUCUGCUUCUUGUAAAUUAAUUAGAUAUGCCAAGGGCUGUCCUCUCUCUUCUUCUUUUUUUUUUUUUUUUGGGUAUAAAAUGAGGCUUCUUUUUGGGGUUUGUGAAA